This is a messenger RNA of Amaranthus tricolor (Joseph's coat), 2258 nucleotides long. RefSeq names its product nicotinate phosphoribosyltransferase 2-like. The transcript is spliced from 15 exons. Gene Ontology annotation, biological process: NAD+ biosynthetic process. Lineage: Eukaryota; Viridiplantae; Streptophyta; Magnoliopsida; Caryophyllales; Amaranthaceae. The record is from RefSeq and is a predicted model, not a curated record. Bases 309 to 1988 code for a protein of 559 amino acids. Gene Ontology annotation, molecular function: nicotinate phosphoribosyltransferase activity.
ACCACAUAACUGCAAUAAAAACAGAGCGGCAAUCUUACGUUAGUCUUUAUCAAUUUCCAUUCUGACGGGUUUUCAACGGUCUUCACAAUCUGAGUUUCCAAUUUCAAUCCCUACAUCAACUCCUACGCCCGCCUCUCUACACCUCACUUUCGCAGCCUUUAUAAAUACGACUAUAGAAGUAUUUUUUUGGAGUAUUCCUUUUUAUUAUCCAAAUCCAAUCAAUCUAUAUGCAAUCCUCUCCAUUUUGAAUCCAACUUUCGAUUUUUGCCUCUAAUUCAGAACCCUAAAAUUCUGAGAAAAAUCAAAUAAUGGAUGAGCAGAACAGAGAUAAUGGUCCUAAGAUUACCAAAUCGAUUAUCAAUGCUCCUACGAAUCCAAUGGUUACGCCGCUUCUUACCGAUCUUUAUCAGUUUACUAUGGCUUAUGCUUAUUGGAAAGCCGGCAAGCAUAACGAGCGCGCUGUGUUUGAUUUGUUUUUCCGAAGGAAUCCUUUUGGUGGUGAGUUUACUGUAUUUGCUGGAGUAGAAGAGUGCAUACGAUAUAUUGCCAACUUCAAAUUUACGGAAGCGGAGAUUGAUUUCGUUCGGGAUGCUAUGCCCGGUAAAUGUGAGGAGGGCUUUUUUGAUUAUCUUCGACAACUAGAUUGCUCUGAAGUUGAAGUAUAUUCUAUUCCUGAGGGAUCAAUUGUUUUUCCAAGGAUACCUCUUCUAAGGGUUGAAGGACCUGUUGGUGUGGCACAACUAUUGGAAACAACCCUUGUCAACCUUGUCAACUUUGCAUCUCUGGUGGCUACUAAUGCUGCAAGGCAUCGGAUUGUGGCGGGAAAAUCCAAAAUGUUACUUGAAUUUGGUCUUAGACGAGCACAGGGGCCGGAUGGAGGAAUUAGUGCGUCGAAAUACUGUUAUCUGGGUGGUUUUGAUGCUACAAGCAACGUCUCAGCUGGAAGAUUGUUUGGAAUACCACUUAAGGGAACACAUUCACAUGCCUUUGUUAGCUCAUUUAUGAGUCUUGAUGAGAUUUUGGAGAAGUCACUUCGAAGUGCCGAUGGUUCAACUUUGUGUGAGGACUUCGUCAAUCUGGUCCAAACUUGGUUAAACAAAAUUCAGAGAACAAAGUUCUAUGGUGGCUUUGGUGAGACAAACUUAAGCGAGUUAGCAGCUUUUACCUCAUAUGCCCUGGCAUUUCCCGAAAAUUUUCUAGCACUGGUGGACACUUAUGAUGUUUUGAGGAGUGGAGUUCCGAAUUUCUGUGCGGUGGCUUUGGCGCUCAAAGAUUUAGGGUACAAGGCCAUGGGCAUUAGAUUGGACUCUGGUGACCUGGCAUACUUGUCUUGUGAGGCUCGUAAGUUUUUUCAGGCAAUUGAGAGUGAGUUUGGAGUAACGGGUUUUGGAAACACGACUAUUACUGCGAGCAAUGAUCUUAAUGAAGAAACUUUAGAUCAUUUGAACAAACAGGGUCAUGAGGUAGAUGCAUUUGGAAUAGGGACCUAUCUUGUUACAUGCUAUGCUCAAGCAGCAUUAGGUUGUGUGUUCAAGCUUGUUGAGAUUAAUAAUCAGCCCCGUAUGAAGUUAUCUGAAGAUGUUUCAAAGGUAUCUAUUCCAUGUAAAAAACGAUGUUACAGAUUGUAUGGGAAAGAAGGAUACCCCCUAGUAGAUUUGAUGGUAGGAGAAAAUGAGCCUGCUCCAAAGGUAGCAGAGAGGAUUCUCUGUCGGCACCCAUUUAAUGAAUCCAAACGAGCUUAUGUAGUGCCACAGCGAGUUGAGGAGUUAUUGAAAUGUUAUUGGAGUGGUAGCUCAGAUAAAAUGAGAGAAGAUAUGCUCCCUCUUAAAGAUAUCCGAGAUCGGUGCAUAAGGCAGCUGGAGCAAAUGCGUCCUGACCACAUGCGGAGAUUGAAUCCUACUCCAUACAAGGUGAGUGUGAGUGCAAAACUGUAUGAUUUCAUACACUUCCUAUGGCUCAAUGAAGCGCCAGUCGGAGAAUUACAAUGAAGUUGCGUAGACAGUAGGCGAAGAUGGCAAUAUAUGCAUGUGGAUCACAAAUUGGCAUUUGAGUUAAUAAUUGGAAGUUCAAUGCAAAGAAUCUCAUAUUUUUAUGUACAUGUAAAAUCAAAAUUGUAUUUUCUUCCCUAUCUAUUUUUCCAGCUGUAAUUUUUUCUAAGAAACUAAAUAAUAGUUUUUAUUUUGGGGUCAUUUUGUUAGCAUUUGUUGAUUGUAUACGUUUAAAGCCUUUCUGAGUUAUAUAAUUAUUUAAGCAAUAAA